AUGCCCCUUAAUCUCCUUUUGCACGAAGACAAUCAUCAGAAACGAUCAAUGAUAGUUUUGGAUAGCGCCUACGACGAACUACGUUUCAGUAUCAUUGGCAACAAAGACUUGAAAUACAAAUUAGUCGGUAAUGUCCAGUUUAUAAAACAGCUCACCACAGAUUUUGAACAUCUUAUCAAUCAACUUACUGAAGCAGCCAAUCUUUCAUUAGAGGACACUAGUUAUUUACUCGAGAAUUUAGAGAAACUUUCUGUAAUCACCAACAUUUUAUGUUUAUUUAGUAUUGAAGUCGACAACAAAAAAGACCAAAACAUCACUGAAUGCCUUUUGUCAAUGCAAUCAGUAUUGAAUCCCAUGAUUGGGUUAUUGAAUUAUUUCAUCCAGUCUUUUGUUCCUGUUUUAUAUAAACACAAGGAAGACCCAUUAUAUUUGAAUAUUCAAAGAAAAUUUGAAAGUGUCAUAGGCUAUACUUUGGAAAUCUUAAUGGGAUUAGCAAAUAUCAAAGAUCACAAUUUAGAUGCAAAGAUGUUAUGGAGAUUUAUAAUUUCAUUAUUGAUAGUGACUGAUGAUAAGCAUGAACAGUUAUGUUUUAUUAGCUCGACAUUAUUGAUUAAGCUGUUGAAAUUAGUACCGUUAUUAUUAGGAUCAACAUGUAGAGUCACCAAUGACUCGCUUAUUACAUUGUUAACGGCAUUAUUGAAUCGUUUGUCGAGAAAAUGUGAUACAAUUAUCAACACCCAUAUAACCGUCCUAUUCCCGUCUUCAAGUAAUCAAAUAUUGCACCAAAUGGCAUUUGAGGAUUCCUGUUUACCUAAUAUCGAUUUAAAUAGAACCAUUCUUGAGAAAACAGUUAACUCACAACUAUUACUAGAGCUUAUAACCUGCACGGCUCAAAUUUUCAGUUUUAUGAAAACCAAUGACUAUGAUAUUUUAAUGGCACUCCCCAGUGAUUCUGUUUAUUCUAUGAAAGAGGACAAAUCUAGUAAAAAGAAAAGGAAGGCUUCAUUUUCUAAAACCUCCACGGAUUUUUCACUGAAUAUAUCUUCAUUACCGGUUGUAGAGUUAUCUGUCAAUGUGUAUUUAGCUUUAUUACUUUUAGUAAAGUAUGACAACUGGGCAUUGAAUCUAGCAUCAUUAAACUUGAUUGCAUCCUAUUUGAAGAAUUUGAAACCUUUGGAAGAUGGUGAAAAAGCUUUAAUUUUCAGAAGUUAUAAGAAAUUGUUCCCUCGAAUUAUUUCAAUGUUAGAAUUGAAAAAUGAUUACACAGGAUGUAUGAACAAAAAAUCGAAAAAUCCAACCUCAUCUGCUUCUGCCUUGACAUCGAUAGCCUCCUUUUCCAACAAAAUCAAAUCAUUAAAUCAGACAGAAUUCAGAUUGCACGAUUACAAGAUACCAAUGUUCUUGCUCUCACCAGCUCGAAUAUUAUCAGACUUGUGCCUUCAAUAUCCUCGAUUAAAUGAUGAUAUCCAUGACACUAAUAUAGAUUAUAAAUUGGUUGAAAAACUACAAAUUUGUUAUCAAUCCAGCAAAUUACUUAAAAUAUUAAAGUCUUUGAAAUCGAGUAGUAACAAUGGGAAAACCUUGGUAGACUUUACCGUAAUGUUGACUAUCGAUAAAGAUGAAACUGAGGUGUCUGACUUGUUGUUGCUUUUGAGUGUUUAUACUUCGAAUCGAGAGGAAUAUCGGAGUAGAGUAGUAAGUGUCCCACAAGAAUACAGUGUUAACGUCACGGAAAUUAUAUUUGAAAUUGUCGACAAUUAUUAUUUUUUACUCAAUCAGUUGCAUUUAGCAUAUCGUUUAUUAAAUCCAAAGAAAAGAAGAAACCUAAAUGGAAUUACAAGGGCAACUAAAGGGAUUUCUGAUAUCGAUUUGCCAUGGUUUGGUAGAAAUUUAGGAAUUAUAAGCACGUUGCACGAUGAUUCUAUCUUUACAAACUGUUUUUACUUUAUCCGUUCUGUUUCUCGAUCAGUGGCUACAUUAAGAACUUUUUUUGUUGAAUGCAAUUCUUUUAAAAGUUUUUCAGCUAGUGAUGAAGUAACUGAUAAUGAACAAGCAAGUGGUGGUCAGGUUAGUUUACGAAGUGGUAAUGGUGGUGAUAAUCUGGCUAACAAUGCUGGUUCUUCAACAAUAAGGACAACAGUAAGUGCACCUAGAGUUGUAUCUGGAACUAACAGUAACUCCAAUUCCAAUGCGGCAGUUACUUCAUCGUCUGCAGGAUCCAAUUCAGUCACCAAUGGACCACCCGGAGGGUUUAUUUUUGACAUUUUGCAAAUCAUUCACGAGUAUGAGGUUUUGAUGAAGAUUUUUGAGUUUUUUUAUGGUGUGAAUAAUACCAGUGACAACUAUGAUCGCAACGAAAUGAAUAUUGGAAAAUGCAAAAAAAUAGUUAUGACCAACAAGUCUAUCUGUAUUGGAUCUCUUGCUAAUUUCAUAUUAGAUUUCAGUUCGUUUAGAUAUAAAAUUAUUGGUAAUGAAAGUUUCCUAUCAAGCUUGUUAACUAUUUAUCAAAAUUCAUCUACCGAUAAUAUUGAUGAAUCUAUUCCUAUUACUAGUUCCAAGGGACAAUCAAUUUUAGAAGAAAUAUAUCAAAAGAACGAUAUUCAAUUGAAGAUUUUACAAGUUAUUAAGAAUUUUAUGUACAAUGAAGCUACCGAAAACAAAAAAGAAGUUUUGGAUUGUUUUUCGUUGAAUUUUAUUUUGCAAAAGGCAAGUUAUGGAUUAGGCAGUAAUGAAACUAACAGUCAUCACAAGUCUCGAUUGAUAGAUAAUGCACAUGUAAGACAAAUAAAAUUACAACAAAAAAUAACUGCCUUUGAAAUUUUAAGGAACUUUAUUGCUGGAUCGCCUCAUUUCAACUCAUUAUUAAUUGAUGCCUAUGAAAAGGAUUUUGUUCAAUUUGAACAUGCAAAUGGUAAUACAGGGAUUCCCAAUACAUGGUUUCAAUUCUUGAUUCAAAAUGUGAGUAACGUCAAUAUAUUCUUACCUGAUUUCAAUUAUAAACAUAAUAAUAAUAACAAAAGUGGUCCUUUCAGAGAUACAGAAGCUCAACUCAAACUUUUUUAUGAAAAUGAUGAAGUUUUAAGCAAACUAAUCCAAGAUGAAAAGUAUGUGAGAUUGAUUCGAGCAAUUAAUCAUACUGAAGAUCAUAAAUAUAGUGUCAUUGAUAAAAGCAAACGUAACUGGUUCCCCAAUGAUGGCUUGUUGGAGAUUUGGCUUAGAUUAUUGUCGUUCAAAAUACCCGAGUCUGUUCUUGAUGAAUUGGAAAAUGACAGUGAUAGAGUUAAUUUAUUUAAUAAUUUGUACAGUAUCCAAUCAUCGAUCAUUUGGAUAAUUGUAAAUUUGACAUGGAAAUAUUCACGAUUUGGGUACAAUAUUCAUGAUUAUAGUAAAUAUGAUGUUUAUCAAAAUGUUGAUGGCUCAAGGUUCCCAACAAGUACUAAUCAUAGAAUUUACAUUGAUGAAGAUGAAGACCAAGGUGAGGAUGUUAUAAUGGAUGAUCCUAGUGAAAUACAAGAGCAACAACAACAACAACAACAAGACAAAUCAUCAUCAGUAUCGGCAAGAACUCCCAGUAGCAGAGGGACUGAAAAGAGAAAAUUAGAAGGUCUAUCUAACACUCAUGAAUCAUCUGUUUAUGAGAGAGCGAAACAUUUAGAUGAAAUGGGAUUCACUCAGGUUAUCAAGCAAUUAAUUAAAUAUUAUACUGAUCAAGCAAAUGAUAACUUAUUCAAUAAGAGCUCUCCAGAUGAAUCAAGAAUGGAUAAUGUGUCAGUGUUAUCCACAGUUCUUUUUGGCAAGGGACACGAUAUAUUAGAGAAAUUGGAUACUGCCUUGAGACAAAUAACUGUAUUAUUAAAUACAAACACUAACAGUAAUAAAAGAGGCAGAGAUAAUAGUGUUGGUGGUACAUAUGGUCGUUCCAAUGAUGGCAAUGAUAGUUCUGGGUAUAAGAAUCUGUAUAAUAGAGAAUUAAGAUUACAAGUUGAUGGUGACAACGUUACUAUCACAAAGAAGUAUCCAGAUGACGUUUUAGAAGGAACUGCAAAUCGAAUAUCUGAACAACAGAGACAACAAGAAAGAGAAAGACGAGAUAAUGUCAGAUAUCAGAUAUCUCAAAGACGAGAAGCCAUUGAUUCAGAAGACAAUGAUGAUGAUGAAGAAAUGGAAGUAGAUCAAGGUCAACAAGCCACAGGUGGUGAUGAUGAUGGGGAUUUUGAAUAUUCAGUUCAAGCAGAUUAUCAAGAUCGAGGUGAUGAUUCCGAGAGUGAAGCUAGUGAUGAAAUACCAGAUGAAUAUUGGAUAAUGUAA
Molecule: messenger RNA, 4308 nt
Organism: Candida dubliniensis CD36
Lineage: Eukaryota; Fungi; Ascomycota; Pichiomycetes; Serinales; Debaryomycetaceae
Exons: 1
Coding region: 1-4308 (1435 amino acids)
Source: RefSeq, a predicted model, not a curated record